This is a messenger RNA of Phalaenopsis equestris, 1554 nucleotides long. Its product is annotated as agamous-like MADS-box protein AGL65. The record is from RefSeq and is a predicted model, not a curated record. NCBI's taxonomy places the organism in Eukaryota, Viridiplantae, Streptophyta, Magnoliopsida, Asparagales, Orchidaceae. Gene Ontology annotation, biological process: regulation of transcription by RNA polymerase II. The transcript has 11 exons. Gene Ontology annotation, molecular function: RNA polymerase II cis-regulatory region sequence-specific DNA binding; protein dimerization activity; DNA-binding transcription factor activity, RNA polymerase II-specific. The coding region runs from base 250 to 1266 and encodes 338 amino acids.
AUCACCUCUCCUCCUUCGCGCUAUCCUCGUCCCACCGAUCCCUUUCAUUCGUUUAGGAUCGGUGCAGAGCAUCCUUCCUAUCUGGUGAGGUGCGAAGGUGGAGUACGAGUGAUUAGGCGAUAUCAUCCCAUUCGGCUUUCUUCCAGAUGGCUGCGGUGGAAUGAUUGCUCUGUUGCUUGUUGGUAUCGCGAUGGUGCAGCAAUCAGUUUUUCCGAUUUUUGAUUAGGGUGCGGCUGAACUAAUCACGAGAUGGGGAGGGUGAAGCUUAAAAUAAAGAAAUUGGAGAGUACGAGUGGGCGGCAAGUAACUUACUCGAAGCGCAGGGCAGGUAUAUUGAAGAAAUCGAAGGAGCUCGCCAUAUUGUGCGAUAUUGACAUUUUACUUCUCAUGUUCUCGCCAACGGGAAAGCCCACCUUAUGCUACGGAGAGCGCAGCAAUAUCGAGGAGGUUUUGGCAAAGUUUGUUCAAUUGACCCCACAAGAGAGAUUGAAGAGGAAAUUAGAAUGCCUUGAGGCACUAAAGAAGACAUUCAAGAAAUUGGAUCAUGAUAUAAAUAUUUCAGACUUUUUGGGUUCAAGCAGCCAGACUGUUGAGGAGUUGUCUGAUCGCUUACGAAGCUUACAAUCUCAGCUAUUUGAUGCUCAAAGGCAAUUAAGUUACUUAACAGAUCCUGAAAAUGUUAAUAGCUUGGAGCAAAUCAUAUAUAUGGAAGGAGUGUUGAGGCAAGCUCUAGAUCGAAUUGAAAUGCAUAAGAGGUACCUUGGCAACCGCUUUAUUCCACUAGAUUGUGUUGGCGAGUUUCACAAUGGCAUGUACUUGCCCUAUGAUAUGACAAACGAGCAGCAACCUUCAAACCUACAAUGGUUUCAUGAUGAUGGCCGGCAUUUUAUGGUUUCGGGAGCUCCUAGUUUUCUACCUCAAAGGAUCAACUUGUACUCCACUGGAACAUCGCAUCAAGGCUACAACGGCUACUUCGUCGAUGAAAUGCAAGAAGUGUAUAGCAAGCAUAGGCAGGAGGAAUCCUUCAAUUGUUUGGGUCAAAGUUCAUCCUUACAGCUGCAGCUUGGAGCGCAGUACACUUACCAUUCCUAUGGGAUGAAUUAUUUUGGUGAAAUGGUCCAGCCUAAUGGAGAUAUCGGCUUACAUGAGGAUCAUGCAGAUUUCCAAGUUAACGGGCUCGAACCACCAAAACCCGUAUUUGAUGCUGAUUUACGACGCGCAGGGGUUGCUAUCACUGGGUUGCAUGAUCGGCGCCCUUGUGCUUAACAGCCAAAGCAGUGUUGAUAAGGCCAACAAAACUAUGUGCUAAUCAUGAGCAGUCUUGGCGAUCCAGCUGUUCCUGGUUCUUUCUCUUGCACCGCUCGCACUUGCGAACUUCAGUUUGACUACUGCUGACUCAUUUAUGAUCUGAAUGUUAAUUUUAGCAGACCUAUUGAAACGUUCUAAUUUUACAAAAAUCUUGCUGGAGUUGAUUUUCCAUGAAAUUUUUCUUGAAGAGAAUCGCCAAACGAAUCAAAGUUUUCUACUAAAUUAAUAAACCCUGGAAACUGAGUU